This is a messenger RNA of Loxodonta africana (African savanna elephant), 1278 nucleotides long. It is a transcript of the gene KLRG2, whose product is annotated as killer cell lectin like receptor G2. Lineage: Eukaryota; Metazoa; Chordata; Mammalia; Proboscidea; Elephantidae. The record is from RefSeq and is a predicted model, not a curated record. The transcript is spliced from 6 exons. Bases 1 to 1278 code for a protein of 425 amino acids.
AUGAUUUCUAGAGGGCAGAACAAAUAUGUGAGCAAGGUGACCUCAGGUCGUGCUGGAGCGGUGAAGACAGUGCAAGUGGCCCGCCAGGGACGGGCGUGGCUUGGCCGCUUCCGCGCCCGCCAGACUAAUCCCAGCGCGGGAGGUGCGGCUGCUCCCCACCUGGCCCAGGUGUGCCCGCCGCUGGGCGCGCGGAUGGAGCGGGUCGGGGCUGCCUCGGGUGCAGAGCGGGCCGGGCCCGAGCUGCCGAUGGAGCCGCUGGGCAGCCGGGAGCCGGGGCCGGAGCCGGAGCCGGGCCCCGCGGAGGAAGCGCGGCGACCGGACAGCCCCCCGCGCAGCCCGGGCCCCGCCGGGGAUGAGAGGAGGCGGCCCGCGCGCCCGCGGUCGCUGGGCAUGGGCUACGGCGCCUUCCACCACCCCGGGGGCCCCGAGCCGCCGAGCCCCGUCGCCGAGCCGCCCCGCGACGGCGACACGCCGGGGCCCGAGCCCGGGGCCUGGGCGCCCAUGGACCUGCAGGUGAACGUGCGCGUGGAGCCCGUGGGCGCGGCGGGCGGCCGGGCCCCCUCGCCCGUGCCGCCCACGCGCUUCCUCACCGUGCCGGUCCCCGAGUCCCCACUGCCGUCCCCGAGCGCCACCCAGAGCCCCCUUGCCGCCCCCUGGGCCGGGGAGCUCGCAGGCCCCGCCGAGGGAUCCCCGGAGUCGCCCCCGGGCUACUGCCGCUGCCGCGAGCUGGGCCUGGACGGGAAGGAGGGCGCCGCGCUGCUGCCCCACGCCAAGGGGACGAGGCUGCCGCGCGCCAUCGAGCUCAUGGGACUGCCCAUGUACAUGAAGUCCCUGCGCUGGGCCCUGGCCAUCAUGGCCUUUCUCUUGGCGGUGUCCACGGUCACCAUGGUGGCCCUGGCUGCAAGAGCAGGGGCCGGCUGCCGGCGGUGCCCCCAGGGCUGGAUGUGGGUGGAGGAGCAGUGCUUCUAUCUCUCUGCAGAUGCUCAGGCCUGGGAGGCCAGCCAGGCUUUCUGCUCAGCCCACCACGCCACCCUCCCACUGCUGAGCCACACCCAGGGCUUCCUGAGCAACCACCACGUGGCCCCGCGCUCCUGGGUGGGGGCCCUGCGUGGUCCCCAGGGCUGGUACUGGACCGAUGGCACACCCCUGCCGCUGCAGCUGCUCCCUGAAGACGACGACCACCCAGAACUGAGCUGCGGUGGCCUGGAGGAAGGCAGGCUGGUGGCUUUGGACUGCACCGCCCCCCGGCCGUGGAUCUGUGCCCGGGCGCCCCAGUGA